AUGGAAUUUGACGUUCAAGAGUUAAGUCAGUCCAUUGGGUGUGAUCCUACUUGUAUGCUUUCCAAUUCUGUUCUCAAUCAGUCUAUAAUAGGUGAUCCUCUGGGAAAACUGUUGCAGUUGUGUGGUCAGACGCACGUCAAGUCCUUUGGUGAAUAUUUUGAGCAUACUGUAGUAGAAAGCGUGGUGAAAAUUGGUGAAGGGGUCUACGGCGAAGUCUUUCGAAUUCCUAAAGGUAAUGUGGUCAAGAUUUUCCCUGUAGGUGGGGAGCAGCCAGUCAACGGUGAAAAACAAAUGAGUUAUGGAGAUGUUUACCCUGAAGUAUUUGUAUCACGGAAGUUGAGCGAGCUUUCAUACAAGUGUCGACGCAACCGAUCCAUGAACUUCGUACAGAUUAAGAAAGCAACUGUUGUUCAAGGAAAACUUCCUAAAGCUUUGGUCGCAAGUUGGCAUAAGUAUGAAAAUGAACGAGGAUCAGACAACGAAUGUCCUGACUUCCUACCUAUUGAACAGCAAUGGAUGGUUCUAGAGUCUGAAUUUGCUGGUGAGCCACUAGCGAACAUAAAAUUCAACAAUUGUCGUGAGGCACGUUCUGUAAUUGAACAAAUAGCACUGUCUCUAGCUGCUGCAGAAUCGGCCCUUCAAUUUGAGCACCGAGAUUUACACUGGCAUAAUGUAUUAGUACGCCCAACUCGACAGUGGAAAAUACGUUAUCGUGUAGGGGGAGUGGGUUAUGCUGUUAUGACGGAAGGGAUACAAGUUACAAUUAUUGAUUUCACAGUAUCUCGCCUUUGCCAUGAAGGUAAUAUUGUUUAUGUUGACAUGUCGGAGUCUCCGGAAAUUUUCGAGUGUGAAGGUGAUUACCAAUUUGAUAUCUACCGCAUAAUGCGUGACAUAAAUCGAAACGAUUGGCGUCCUUUCCAUCCAGUAUCCAACCUUUAUUGGCUCCAUUAUCUCAUGGGUAAACUUCUGAAUGAAACUUCAUAUCCAAGACGGAUCCUGAUUCACAGCCUGUUGAGUCUGAACUGCGUGCAUUAUAUGAUACUAUACUCAAAAGUGAUUACAGGUCAGCCACACAACUUGUGA
This is a messenger RNA of Heterobilharzia americana, 1083 nucleotides long. NCBI's taxonomy places the organism in Eukaryota, Metazoa, Platyhelminthes, Trematoda, Strigeidida, Schistosomatidae. The record is from the annotation of a GenBank genome assembly.